GGGAAGCAGAAGCACCACUGGCGUCCCGGAGCAGACCAUGCCGCGCCCACCCGUGCUCUUCCCGCUGCUGCUUCUGCUGCUGCCGCCGCUGGCCCCGGGCCUUGGGCUCCGCGGCGCCGGCGGCCGGCGCCCCCAGUGCGGUCCGUGCCGGCCGGAGCGCUGUACGGCGCCCGCGCGCUGCCCCGCGCCCAGGAUCGCGGAGCGCGACGAGUGCGGCUGCUGCGCGCUCUGCCUGGGCGCCGAGGGCGCGAGCUGCGGAGGGCGGGCCGGCGCGCGCUGUGGCCCCGGGCUGGUGUGCGCGAGCCGCGCCGCGGGGGCGGGGCCCGAGGGCACCGGGCUCUGCGUGUGCGCGCAGCGCGGCGCCGUCUGCGGUUCCGACGGCCGCUCCUACCCCAGUGUCUGCGCGCUGCGCCUGCGCGCCCGGCACGCGCCCCGCGCGCACCCCGGCCACCUGCACAAGGCGCGCGACGGCCCCUGCGAAUUUGCUCCCGUGGUCGUCCUUCCCCCUCGGAGUGUUCACAACGUCACCGGGGCACAGGUGUACCUGUCCUGCGAGGUGAGGGCUGUGCCCACACCCGUCAUCACGUGGAGGAAGGUCACACAGUCUCCCGAGGGCACCCAGGUGCUGGAGGACCUGCCUGGGGACCACGUCAAUAUAGGUGUCCAGGUGCGAGGCGGCCCUUCUGACCAUGAGGCCACGGCCUGGAUUUUGAUCAACCCUCUGAGGAAGGAAGAUGAAGGAGUGUACCAAUGCCAUUCAGCCAACGUGGUUGGGGAGGCCCAGUCCCACGGCACGGUGAUGGUUACAGGUCUGAGUAAACACCAGGUCCUCCGCUUCCCAGCUCUAGGGUCUUAGAAACAUUGAUCACAGGAUGAGGGAGAAGUCAAGUCAUGGAUCAUUUUGCUUUGUGAAGAGCUGGAAAAACUGUGUUUGUGGAUGACCCUUUUUGUAUGUUUUUAAAAAUUAGAUGCAAACUGGAUUCGUAUGCAGAUGUAGUUUUUAGCAGGGCAGACGUUAGGAAAACAGACUGCAUGUAGCUUUUUUAUACUGUUGAAGUGAAUUGCUCUGUGCGAGUUCUUUUUGUAACUCCUCCCUCGUCAUGGUCUCGU
Messenger RNA from Diceros bicornis minor, 1110 nucleotides. RefSeq names its product insulin like growth factor binding protein like 1 (gene IGFBPL1). Gene Ontology annotation, cellular component: extracellular region. Gene Ontology annotation, biological process: regulation of signal transduction; regulation of cell growth. Gene Ontology annotation, molecular function: insulin-like growth factor binding. The transcript is spliced from 5 exons. The coding region runs from base 38 to 856 and encodes 272 amino acids. NCBI's taxonomy places the organism in Eukaryota, Metazoa, Chordata, Mammalia, Perissodactyla, Rhinocerotidae. The record is from RefSeq and is a predicted model, not a curated record.